GACCGGUCCAUAUUAUGAUAUCGCUGGUUGAGUUUGUAAAAUGGAUUGUUUCAUGUUUUGGUUUCUGUAAUUUUUUGUUCUAGUUUCUGGUCCAUGACUUCUUGAGCUUCCAACAUAAAAAAACGAAAGAUGUGUGCCUAAUUUGGGAAUCGAAAAUCAAAGACUCAAAUUGUAUUAUAUAAAUAGUUUGAAAAAUGAGCGACAAUAUUCAUAAAUGCCACAAUCCCCAUUGGCUUCAAUAAUGUCUGGGCACGCAGUUGUUGUUUGGGAAUAUGAAAUAAGAUCUGGUUACUGGAAACCUUAUAGCCCAGCAGUUAGUCAACAUUUGGAAAGGGCAAAUGGAAAGCAGCUCACCAGAGUUAUUCUGUCGGAUGCGGAUCCUACUUUGUUGAAUUACUUUGUAAAUUUAAGGACCUUAACUCAAGAGUUGGAAGAAUCAGGAGACAUCGUACCUGUCAGAAGAAAAUGUUAUUCGCCGUCUUCCCCUGCAGGUAAGGGUGCUAGGUGGGAAUGUGCAGGUUCUGAUCAUGGUCAAGAAUGGCAUCCCUUUGACAUGGACAUACAGUGUCUGAUUGAAGAGGCUUGGGCUAGGGGAGAUCAAUUACUGGAUAUGAGUAAAACUCAUUUGGGCUUUCCCUAUUUGAUUAACUUCAGUAAUCUAACUCAAAGGUGGUUAACCAACGGAUAUAUGAGAAAUGUAAGAAGAAUCAAACAAGCUCCCUACCCUCUUGUCAAAGUCAGAUUAGAAGAAUUAUCUGCUGUAACAG
Molecule: messenger RNA, 767 nt
Organism: Leptinotarsa decemlineata (Colorado potato beetle)
Lineage: Eukaryota; Metazoa; Arthropoda; Insecta; Coleoptera; Chrysomelidae
Gene: dx
Product: deltex E3 ubiquitin ligase
Biological process (GO): Notch signaling pathway; protein ubiquitination
Molecular function (GO): zinc ion binding
Source: RefSeq, a predicted model, not a curated record